AUGGUCCUGCGUGUGGUCUUCGCGCACGACGCUGCCUGGCCGUUGGAUGCUGCUGCCGUGCCUCGGGGAGCUGGAGCUGGGAGGUCCGUUCUGGUGACGAUCGCCGGCCACGACUUUUCUGCGGCCUUCUGGGCCCUGGACCCGCCGGAAGCGGAAACGAAGUCAGAUGCACAGCUGGUGUUGCCGGCAUGGGUGGAACAAUUGGGGGUACAGCAGAAUGCGGAGGCUGAGGUCCGGGAUGACGACGUCUCUUUGGUCCAGGUCGUGGAGGUGGAGGGCCCUUGGACGUCCUUCACCUUGGCCUCCUCAGUCCUCUUCUGCCACACUGGGAUCCUGGAGGCGUUGCAACGUCAGCUGCAGCGCUUACCGCUGAUGCGGACGCCAAACGCGCACAGCUGGGCGGCGGUACGACUCAUGGGGGAGGUCUACAUCUUCAAGGUGAUAAAGAUUUGCACCGCAGAGGCCGACGAAAAGCGUUUGAAGGUCAAACAGAUGGCUUUUUGGAAGGCGAAGAUGCCCGACCCUCAUGUUCAGAGGGCAGCAACAGAAUGCCUGGCACUGCUGCGGAAAUCACCCCUGGUGCUCUGCGAAAGCGGUCCACCAGGGCAUGAACUACCCGGUUUCUUCCAGCUUCUACAGCGAAGCUGGUCUUCCGCCUUAGGCGGUGAGGUUUUCUUCCUUCCUUUGGUGGAGCUGCUAUGGGAGACCUUGCCGAGGAAGGGACUGCCACAAACCCUUGCGAGGCAGCUGAGGAACUUUCUGGAGCAAAUGGACCUGACGAAUGCAGAUGUGUUGUUCCUGGGGCCGUUGGAUGGGCCCUUACCUGAAUGUCCACAGUUGUCCAGCCAGCUAUGGCCCUUACAGAGCUGUUGUGGAUGCCGCCUGUUGGGCACCUGCUCCUCAAAGGAUCAGAUCCGACCUGCGUUGCUGGAGCUGUUUCAAGACAGCCUCACUGAGGAUGGGCACCUCCCUACGCUCCACUUGGCACUGCCCCUGCCCCCGGCAGCUGCGCCGGGCCGUGCCGUUGGGCACGGCACCUGCGGCCGCAGGCAGUUGAAGGAGGAAUUGCGAGCGACAGUGGUGAACUAUUUCACAUCGGCCGAAACCUUUCAUGCCAUGGGAAUCUCCUGGGCCCCGCGGAGUUUGCUGCAUGGCCCACCGGGCAGUGGCAAGACGCAGCUGCUGAAGUGGUUGGAGAAGCAGGUGGAGCCGCAUGCAGAAGUUACAUGGCUACGACCUGCAGAAAUUUGGUCGCGGUACUUGGGCGAGAGUGAGGAGCGUCUUCGAAAAGCCUUUGCUACCAUCCAGAAAAAACAUGCUGCUUUGCUACUCUUGGAAGGUCUGGACGAGUUUGUGAGGCCGAGCUCAGCCGAUUCCACAGGCGUUCAUGGACGCCUCGCAGCCACCCUCUUGACUCUCCUGGAUGGCAUCGAUGCGGGGAGGUCCUCGCGCCUGGGUCUGGCCAUUUGCGCCACCUCCCGGCGUCCAGCGGAGGACCUGGAUGCGCGUCUCACACGGCCGGGGCGCAUGGAUCGAUGGCUCAGGGUCACUUUGCCAGACGAAGAUGAUCGGUGGGAGAUGCUGCAGCACUUCAUCUCAGAUCUAGAAGCAGAAAGUCCUUCGCAUCAGCUGAAGCAGCAGAUCCUCCAGGCCACCGAGGGCUGCUGGCCCCAAGAGCUGCGACAGCUGGCGAUGGCUGGGGCGGCUGCGCAUCCCUGGGAGUCGAUCUUUGCUGCCUUGACACCACAGCAGCUGAGCAAAGUGUCGGCCUCCGCCUCGCAGAUGUCGCUGAAGGAGAGCAACUUUGGAAGGUCCAUCAGCACAGGACGGUGGCGUUUUGGCCGUCGCUGUAGCCACUGCAGUGCCAUCGGACGAGGAGGAUUUGUGACGCUGACAUCCGGAGUGAACCAGGUGGCCAGUGGUCAGGUGGAAGUAAUCUACACCCUGUUGUGCGGUGACGUCGGAGCAUUGGCGACAGAGCACCCGGAACCUGCUCCUGGUAAGCCAUGGCGACGCAGCGACGCCAAGGAGCUGUCCC
Molecule: messenger RNA, 2038 nt
Organism: Cladocopium goreaui
Lineage: Eukaryota; Dinophyceae; Suessiales; Symbiodiniaceae
Source: the annotation of a GenBank genome assembly